Molecule: messenger RNA, 2328 nt
Organism: Dryobates pubescens (Downy woodpecker)
Lineage: Eukaryota; Metazoa; Chordata; Aves; Piciformes; Picidae
Gene: RUBCNL
Product: rubicon like autophagy enhancer
Exons: 15
Coding region: 29-2317 (762 amino acids)
Biological process (GO): autophagosome-endosome fusion; autophagosome maturation; autophagosome-lysosome fusion
Cellular component (GO): intracellular membrane-bounded organelle; autophagosome membrane
Molecular function (GO): phosphatidylinositol phosphate binding
Source: RefSeq, a predicted model, not a curated record
AACAACAAAGCAUGAUCGUUUUCCCACCAUGUCUCUCCGCGCAGUAACUCUAGCCAGCUACAGCGGAACAGAAGACUUCAAGCCCUGCUCCAAAGAGUUAAACCACAGAGGCCUAAAGGUGGCAUUCAUGGAAUCAACCUAUUCUUCAAAUCCUUCAGUGAGGAUUAGCUGCCUUGCUCCAACACCUCAAAUCUCCAUUCUGUCAGAAGAGUACUCGAGGCCCGCCGUGAUCGGGCAUGCCGGACGUUUGGGAUCAUACCCAGGCAGUGCUGAAGCUAUUAAAGACAUUCUUGUAUCGGUUUUAAAUGCAUCUGGUUUGAAGCCCUCUGUGGUGCCGGUGCAGACCACAAUGCAGGAAACUGAGCAUCUGGACAGUGAUAUGGAAGGGUGGGAAGAGAGCAGCGAUGGGGAUAGCCCUGACGACAGUGAUUCCGCGCGGCACAGCGUCGCCUGUGCGCAGACGGACAUUCGGUUCACCAGGCACCGGGCGUGUUGGGACAACACCGACUUGGAUUCCUCUAAACCUUCGCCGGAUACUUUCUUUUGCUCCCCUUACUCAGCUGGAGAUCCUGCUACUUCCUCCUGCAAUGGUUUCGCUGUUUCAGACGUGUCCCCUCUGAAGCAGAACUGCUUUACGCAGGUGACGCUAACGGGAGGCACUGUCACAGCAGCUGUCGUGCAUUCUGGAGGAGAACGUUACGCCCCUGCCCAGCGGGGCUCGGCUGGCACCAGCUUUCUGUCCAGCUCCACUGAGUUGGACAGAGCAGAGGAUGUAUUGAAAUACCCUGAUGCUUUGGAGCCUGCACCCAUCAGCAACAGGGACAGCAAUUCUCCCAGUGGACUUCCCCAGGCAGAGGCAGUCGAUCGAACAGGUUCUGCCUCUUCUUUGAACAUCAGCGCUCUACCGUUGAAUCGCUCGUCGCAGGACAUCUGCGUGCUUCCAGAAGAUGUAGAGAAGGAAAAUGCCCACUUUUUUGUUGCAGACAUGAUUAUAGCAUCACUGGAGAAAAUGAAAUGCAACCUCCUAAGCCAGCAAGCGGAGUCGUGGGGGAUGGAGGAAACGAGUGGAUCGGACGGCAGCUACCACACCGAUUCAGAGUUAUCUUCUUACCCUGGAGUGAAGAAGUCUGAUUCUUCUGUUGCCUCUUCAGACAGUGGUUAUGAAGGCUCUGCUCUGCUGCCUGUCAGCUCACCAGUCCAUCUACCAUCACGUCAUGAGGCUAGCAGAUUUCGUUGCCACAGUGACUCAGAGGAUGAAUAUGUAAUUAUUGAACUUGAAGACCUUGAAAAUCUGUCUGUCGCUCCAGAUGAAAGAUCUGCUGUGGAAGCAGGCAGCUGCUCUGCUGAAGCCACAGCCCAGGAGUUGUGCAGAGCCUUCAGAAAGCACUGGUUGCAGACAGAGCCUGCAGUCCAACUGCCUGCUUGCCUGAGCUCAUCUAAGCAGAGAUCUGUACCAAAGGAAGAUAUUCCAAGGGAGCUUGAGUCCAGUUUGAAUCUGGCUGAAGAAAUAAAGGUCAUGUCCAAGUUAAGAGGAUCUUCUGGCUGGGCUCCACCAAGAUCACAAAUUAUACUUAAUAUUCACCCUUCAGAGAAGAGAGAUGCAGUGGUGGCUGCCCAAAACUUCACAUGUGUUGGCUGUGGAACCCCAAUAGAAAGCAAAUACGUUAGGAGACUGCGCUACUGUGACUACCUGGGCAAAUACUUCUGUGCCUGCUGCCAUAGCUACGCCCAGUCUUUCAUUCCUGCCCGAGUCCUUUUGAAGUGGGACUUCAAGAAGUACUACGUGUGCAACUUCUCCAAGCGCCUGCUGGACAGCAUAUGGCAGCACCCGAUUUUCAACCUGGAGUCUGUUAACAAAGGCCUCUACACAAAAAGCAAAGAAAUGGACAGGGUGAGGGAGGUACAAGAGCAGCUGUUUCAUUUAAAGAAGCUCUUGAAAACCUGCAGAUUUGGUGAAAGUGUACUGAGGCAGUUUGAGCAGGUCCCCAGCCACCUGACAGAGGAGCUGCACCUCUUCUCACUGGAUGAUCUGGUGAAGAUCAAACGAGGGCAGUUGCUGCCCCUUCUUAAGGAUGUUCUGAAGAGCUCCACCUCACACAUAGAUGGUUGUGAGCUGUGUCAAGCAAAGGGGUUUAUCUGUGAAUUCUGUCAGAGUGCAGAUCUGCUCUUUCCACACCAGACCGCCAAAUGCAGAAGGUGCACAGAGUGCAAGACAUGCUUUCACAAGGCGUGCUUCAAGGCCGGAGGGUGCCCCAAGUGCCUGCGGCUCGCUGCUCGGAGGACGCAUUCCCAAGCGCCGUCCCUGGGGCCUCUGUGAACCUGCAUUGC